AUGGCUAGUAUUUCAUCUCCAAAUACUCUUAGGUUUCGCACCGUUUCCAAUGAUCAACAUCUUUUAAGCACAACUCCACGUUUAAAUGAUUGUCAGAUUUAUAAUUAUUAUUGUUAUCAUUUAAUUGAACCAAUCUCAUUCAUCAGCUUCGAAGUCAUGCCAGCGCACUCUUCUCAGACCUAUCUCUUCAAUAAUCUCAAAGUUUAA
Adineta ricciae is the source of this 207-nucleotide messenger RNA. NCBI's taxonomy places the organism in Eukaryota, Metazoa, Rotifera, Eurotatoria, Adinetida, Adinetidae. The record is from the annotation of a GenBank genome assembly.